AUGGCGGAUAAAGAGGAGCAGGCGGGCGGAGAGCAAGAUGAUGUCUCGUUUUUGAGAACUGUGAGUUUUUUGGGGAACAAUAUUUUUGUCAAAAAUUAAGGUUUGGUGGUAUUCUUCGUCAGAAAUAUCGGAAAAUUUUUGAUUCUCAUCGAGAAAAAAAUGAGAAAGUUUUAGUCUCAAGUACCUAUGUUUUUCGUUGAAAAAUCAAGUAUUUCUCAAGCUCAUAAUUGUGUAGUUUUUAAAGGAAAAACGUUCUUGUUGAUAGUGGAACAAUUUAGCGUGUGUCAACCUAUCGAAAUUAUUAGAAAAACAAAUGCAAAUCUCCACACACUAAGCAACCUGUAAACAAACGGAGUAUCGUUGUUUUUCCAUUGUAAAUUUUUGAGAGUUCAAACGAAAUAAUUGUUUUCUGCUAUUGUAUAUAUAUAAUAUUUCAAGCUUAAAAAAAUAUAAUUUAGCGGAAUCUGAUUUCAAGUAUUUUUCGCAGCCUACUUUCACAAGGAUUAUUUAGAAUUUUCACUUCUAGUUUGCAGAACUUUGAAAAAUGACUAAUUUAUUGUUAUUUAUCCAAUGAGAAUAUAUGUAGCAACUUUCAAAUACCAAUCUAAAUUUUUUUUCAAACAUUUUCGAAAGCAUUACAAACUUAUUGUAGAAUUGCAAAAAUAUUUAAAUCCACUUUUUUUUCAAAUAUUGUCACAUGUUCUAAUGACUCUUAAAUCUCACCAAACUUCAAGUAAAUCAAAAAAACAUCUUGCAACCCAAUUUUUGUCCUUUUUCUUUUUCCCACGAUCUCUCUUACCUCAAUUUCUAAGUGCUUCAACCAAAAAAAUUCCCAUUUAUUUCAACAUAUCCGGAAAUGAUUUCAAAAUGACUAAUUUCCGUUUUUUGUUUUGAGUUUUCCAGGUAUCAAAUGAAUUUAUCACGUAAGAUUGAUGCUCAAAAUUAUUUUUAGAUUUUCGAUAAAAAAAUAAGUUCACAGGGAUAAAUAGAAAAAAUUGAGAAAAACAAACAGGAUUUUCAGUCGUAGCUAAUCAAAAUGCACCAAAAAAAUCCAGGAAAAUCCAUCACUCUUAUUUCAUUUCGUUUCAUUUUUUGCAUUCACUCCUUCACUCUUCUCUCGUUCUAUUUUUUCGUGUUUUUAUGUUUUUCUCAAUGAAUACGAAAUCACCCCCCCCCCUUUUCCGAAUUUCUUUUUACUCUCUAGACACUCUUUUAAUCUAAAUAGUUUUAUGCACAUAUUUAUUUUUAUUUAUCACAAGAUUUAUUCAAAGAUGAAUGAUGUUUGUAAGCAAGAAAAAAUAACAUAUUUUUUGAAAUGUCAGAUAAAAAAAUGCUCAAAGAGACGCAGAGAUAAAUUCCUAGUAGUUGCAUACAUAAAAUAAAACAACAUUUUAUUUAUUUUUUAUUUCUCUCUGUUUGUUUCUAAUUACAAUUGGAUAAAUUCUAGCUUUUUUAUCCCUUUUCUCAAGAGUUUUUUUGUUGAAUAUCCCCUGAGAAAUAUAGAUCAAUCAUAAUAUUUUUCUCCACUGUACAUAUUUUUAAAAUGUUCCAGUGUUUUGAAGAUUUUCUUUAAAAUGAAAAUAUAAAAUUCAGAAAAGUUCACGCAAAUCUUUUUUUCAAACUUUCAGUUUUUAGAAAAAUUAUUCGACGUCAAAAGUAUUUUCGAAAUUUCAAUCAAUCAAACAAUUUCAAUUCGUCAAAACUCACGGUUUACAAAAAAAAUGGAUAAGCAUUUUGGAAAAAAAGUCACGCGAUAAGAAUUUCCAGAAAUUUCAAUUUUCUGAAAAAAUUGUCAAACUUCAAUCACUCAAAAAAACUGACGUUUUGUCAAAAAUAAAAUUAAUUUUGAAAAAAAGGUCACGCAAAAGGAAAAAAUUGGUUUUUCAUUUCUCAAAAAAAUUUUUCGUUAUGGAUUUUUUUCUGUAUCGAAACCUUAUUUAUCAUUAAAACUGAUAAUACUCAAACAAAUCUUCCAAAUUUUUAUUAAAUAAAUCUUCAAAUACCAGGAGCAAAUUUUCUCACUUGUCUCAAAAAUUGGUAUUUUUCUUCUCGAAACAUCAAAAUUUGACUGCUCCAAAAAAUAUAGGAGAGUGAGAAAAAACUAAUUUUUAAUAUCCUAAUAAUCUAUUCCUUUCUCUCCAUUUUUUUUUCAAAAUUUUUUUUUUCGCUGCCUCGCGCAUUCAUUCCUCACGCUUUUUUGUUCAUAUAUAUCUAUGUAUAUAUAUAUAUCUCCACACUCGUAUUCGUUUGUGCUCCAAAAAAACUUUUUGCUAUUUUACCCUCGUUUUUUCUUCUGUUUCUUCGUCGUUUUUUAGUUUUGCUGUCCUCUCCUCUCACAGCAUAACAACAACAACACAAAAGAGUUGCUUUUGAGCUCAAUUUUUGAACAAGUGAAGAAAAAAUGUUGAAGCGGUGACGAAAAAAGAAAAAAGAAGAACAAAACUGCCAUUUUAUUCGAGUUUUGUUGUCAGCAAUUUUGAUUAUUUUUCAUCUCUCUCUCUCUUUCACUAUUUUUGUCUAUUCGUUGAAAAUGAAGAGUUAGAGUAAUUAGUCAAGUUUUGAGUGCACUAAAAACUUGUUUGAAAAAAUUAAAUGAAAAUCUACACUGUGACGAAAAAAAGUAUCCGCUUUCAUCGCAAACUCUUAAUUUUCUCUAAUUUUUUGAAUUAUUUUUGGAAGACUUGAGCAUUUGCAGAAUUAGAAAACACGUGACAAAAAGUGUUCAAAAAUACUAAUCCCUAUUUUGAAGUUCCUACUACUUCCUAGAACUAACCAAUCAAAAUUUGAUCUUUUACCAAUAAUUUUUGUUUUCCUGAUCUUGCCUAGUCGCAACCUGUCAAGAUUUUUUCAUGUCCGAAUAAAUAGUAGCACAAGCUGUUUGAGUUGCGCGAUAUCUUUUCCCAUCUUUUAUCAUUUUUAUUAAAUUUCAUUUUAUGUCAGAGCUCGAUAAAAAACAAAUAAACGCAAUUUGUCUUUCGUUUAUCUCACUCCCUCUCACAUUUUUUUCAUAAUUUUCAAAAAGUGAUUUUUUCGUUGCAGAAUAGAUUAGUUAUUGUUGAUUUUAUUUGUAUCAUAUAUGUUAUUUGUAAAAUACAAUGGAUUAUGAUUUUUCCGAUAUUUCUGAUGAGGAUCACAAUUAUGUGACAAAGGUAAACACUAAAGUACAUCGGGAGUUGAAAAUUUACGAAAAAUUAUUUCACAGCAUUAAUAUUUCAGGGAGACAUUGUCUGCUUAUCAUGCGUCGCUUCGCAUAAUCGAGAUGGUGUUCUCGGUUCAGAGAGGUAAACAACCAUUUCAAUUGACAUUUUUUUAAACUAAUAUAAUUUUUUUGUAGAGUAUGCUUGUGUACAGAGGGUUUCGGUAACCGGAUGUGCACAUUGGAAAAUGUGUCGGAUAAGGAUAUUCCGCCGGAUAUUGCUAUGUGUAUGCUAUACAUUGAUAACGCACUAUCAAUGAGAGCAUUACAAGAAAUGAUGUCGGCUGAUAGUGAUCAUGUGAGUUACAAGAACUUGAAAUUAGGAAAGCAAAGAUUUUGAUGAACAAUUUCUGAGUUAUUAACUGAAUUGCGAGUCGAAAAAAAUUAUUUUUUGAGACAAAAAACUAAUAAAACUUCCACGUCACGAGAAAUUGCGAAACAUUCCAAGAAAACAAUAUUUUCAGAAAUCUGCAUCCGGCGCGGGUGGACAUAAAACACUUCUAUACGGUCACGCAGUGCAAUUGAAACACGUUCAGAGUGAAAUGUUUCUUGCCUGUUUGUCUUCGUGUUCAUCAAAUGAUAAAUUAGCCUUCGAUGUCGGAGUUCAAGAAACAAAUGAAGGUAAGAUCAUAUUUUUCUAACCUGUCAAUGCACCACCAUAAAAAUUCUAGGCGAAGCUUGUUGGUGGACAAUCCAUCCAGCAUCCAAACAAAGAUCGGAAGGAGAGAAGGUUCGCGUUGGUGAUGAUGUCAUUUUGGUAUCUGUCGCCACCGAAAGAUAUCUUCAUAUGGCAUAUUCCAAAGGGUAUAUGGUUAUUGCAUCUUUCCAUCAAACACUUUGGAAUAUUCAAUCAGUCAGUUCGGGAAGUAUGCGAACACGUAACAUGGGUUUUCUUUUCGGUAAUGAUGUGUUACGAUUAUUUCACGGAAAUGAUGAAUGUUUGACAAUUCCUGAAAAUUGGAGCGAGCAUCCACAACACAAGUAUGUUAUUAUUAUUUUUUUCUAAACAAGAAUAUUCAAAUCAUACGUUCUGAUUUUGCAGCAUGGUAAUUUAUGAGGGAGGCGCUGCUGUGACACAAGCUCGCUCGUUAUGGCGUGUCGAAUUGGUGAGAAUGAAAUGGCAUGGAGCACUUGUUGGAUGGGAGCAGGUGUUUCGAAUCAAACAUAUCACUUCUGGUAGAUAUCUUGGUUGCCUUGACAAUGCUGUUCAACUUUAUCAUAAAGAAAAAGCUGAUUUUGAUUUGACAGCAUUUGUUAUGUGCCAAAACAAAGAUCCGAAAAAACAAAUGUUGGAGGAAAAAGAGGAAGAAGGAAUGGGAAAUGCAACAAUUCGAUAUGGAGAGACAAAUGCAUUCAUUCAACAUGUUAAAACACAAUUAUGGUUAUCUUAUCAAACAUCAGAAGUCACCAAAAAAGGAUUAGGAAAAGUUGAAGAGAAAAAAGCGGUAGCUUUGAAAGAUGGCCACAUGGAUGAUUGUUAUACAUUUUUCAUGGCUCUUGAAGAAGAAUCAAAAUCAGCUAGAGUUAUCCGAAAAUGUUCAUCAGUUCUUAACCGAUUUUUGAAAGGUAUUGAAGCUUUGCAAAAUGAAGGAAAUCAAUCAACUGAUUGGACAAGAGUUGAUUUGAAUGAAGUUCUGAAACUUAUGGAGGAUUUGAUUGAAUAUUUUGCGCAACCAAAUGAAGAACAAGAUUUUGAAGAAAAACAAAAUCAUUUACGCGCUUUGAGAAGUCGACAAGAUCUUUUCCAAGAAGAAGGAGUUUUGAACAUGAUUCUUGAUACAAUCGACAAAUUUUCGCAAAUGGAAGCGCUGCCUGAUUUUGCUGGUUUGAUUGGAGAAGAAACUCAUGUAAAAUGGGAACAAAUAUCAACAUAUUUAUAUCUUCUUGUUGCUGCAAUGAUUAAAGGAAAUCAUUAUAAUUGUGCACAAUUUGCGUCAGCUCAAAGAUUAGAUUGGUUGUUCGGAAGAUUGAGCAAUCCACAAUCCGCUGAAGGUAUUCUUGAUGUAUUAUAUUGUGUAUUGACAGAAUCACCGGAAGCGUUGAAUAUGAUUAAUGAGGGACAUAUUCGAUCAGUUAUUUCGUUGUUAGAAAAAGUUGGAAGAGAUCCAAAAGUUUUGGAUGUUUUAUCAUCAUUGUGUGAAGGAAAUGGGAUGGCUGUGAGAAGUUCUCAAAAUUUGAUCACUCAAUAUUUAUUGCCUGGAAAAGAUCUAUUACUUCAAACAUCAAUGAGAGAUCAUGUUAGUAGUAUGAUGCCAAAUGUUAUGUUAGGAGUUGUUGAAGGAUCAGCGCUUUUUAGAAAAUGGUAUUUUGAAGCUGAAGUUGAACACAUCGAAACAAUGACAAAACAAUUGCCAUAUCUUCGAGUUGGAUGGGCAAACAGUGUUGGUUUCAAACCAUUCCCUGGAUCUGGUGAUAAAUGGGGAUGUAAUGGUGUUGGAGAUGAUUUUUAUUCGUAUGGUUUUGAUGGAAAAUCAAUGUAUUUUGGAGGAAAAUCAAGAGUUCUUGGACACAAGUUAUUAGAGAAAGGAGAUGUUAUUGGAUGUUCAAUUGAUCUCACAAUUCCUGAAAUCAGAUUCAGUGUGAAUGGAAAUCCAAUGAGUGGAUCAUUCAAAAACUUCAACAUAGAUGGAUAUUUCUUCCCAGUUAUGUCGUUGUCCUCCAAAGUUUCAUGUCGAUUUAUUCUUGGUGGAAAUCAAGGUCGACUUCGUUAUGGACCACCUUCUGGAUUUUCAGCAAUCGUAGAAGCAAUCAAUGGUGAACUUCAGAUCGCCGAUUGUUUAUCAUUUGGAGAUCUCGCAAAAAACAUCUAUUGCGGCCCACAAACAAUUUUCAACAAUCUGGAGCCAUUCAUUCCAACUCCAGUUGAUAUUUCAACCACUCAAUUGACCCAUCAUGCAACUGAAUCUCACAUUAAAUAUGCAGAAAAUCUUCACGAACUUUGGGCGAUGCGGAAAAUUGAACUUGGAUGGUCUUAUGGAGAAACAAGAUCAGAAACAAAUAGAAGACAUCCAUGUUUAACAACAUUUGAAAGACUUCCAGAAACUGAAAAGAAAUAUAACAUCGCAUUGGCAUUAAGUACAAUGAAAACAAUCGAAGCCCUUGGAUACCAUUUAAUUACCGAUGAACCUCCUUGUCGUCUUCGACCAGUUCGAUUAGCACAAACAUUCCAACAAACUAAUGGAUACAAACCUCAACCUCUUGAUACUCAUGAAAUUGUACUACCUUCCGAACUUCAACCAUUGAUUGAAUCUCUUGCUCAGAACACUCACAAUGUUUGGGCAAAAGAAAAAAUCAAACGAGGUUGGACAUUUGGAUUAAGCGAACAUGUUGAUUCAACACAAAAAAGAACACCACAUUUGGUACCGUAUGAACAAGUCGAUGAGAGAAUCAAACAAGCAAAUCGCGAAUCAGCUGCUGAGAAUAUUAGAGCACUUCAAUUAUUUGGAAUAUUUUUGGAACCACCAGCACAUGAACAUGAUGAGAUUGCUGAAAAAGAAUUGCGAGCAAGAAAAGAUAAUACAAGAACAUAUCGAGCUGAAGCAACUUAUGCUGUAAAUGCUGGAAAAUGGUAUUUCGAAUUUGAGAUUUUGACAGCUGGAUAUAUGAAAAUCGGUUGGAUGGAUAUUGGAUCAACACCUGAAAUUCAACUCGGUGCUGAUGAUCGAAGUUAUGCAUUCGAUGGAUUUCUCGGGAGAAAAUGGCAUCAAGGACCAGAAAGUUAUGGAAAAGAAUGGAAAAUUGGAGAUGUUGUUGGUUGUUUCCUUGAUCUAAAUGACAGAACAAUCAGUUUCUCACUAAAUGGUGAACUUCUUCUCGAUCCAUCUGGAUCUGAAAUGGCAUUUGACAAUGUUGUAUGUGGAGAUGGUCUUGUGCCAGCAAUGACUCUCGGAAGUGGUCAACGUGGUCGACUCAAUUUCGGGCAACAAUCAAAUUCUUUGAAAUUCUUCACAACAUGUGGUUUACAAGAAGGUUAUGAACCAUUUUGCGUAAACAUGUAUCGGUGAGUUCAAAAAAAUACAUGUUAGGUUUUUCAAAAACCCAGAAUUUUUCAGAACUAUGCCAAUGUGGUUUGCGAAACAACUUCCAAGAUUCGAGGAUAUUUCCGAGCUCAAAUCAGGUUCAAUUUUGGAAGUUUCAAGAAUUCCAGCAACUGGAAACAGUCCACCAUGUUUGAAAAUUUUGCAAAAAGCAACAUUGUCUGAAGGAGGACCAUCAGAAAAAGCAAAAAUGGAAUAUAUCAGGUUAUCACUUCCAGUUAAAUGUAAUGAUACUUUCAUAAAAAACAAGUAAGUUGAAAUAUUGUUAUGGAAUAAGAUGUAACACUUAUGUUUCAGGGACAAAGAUGCUAUCCGUCGUCAACUUCAAGACUACAAACCUCGUUCUCAAUCAGUUGUUUCCCAAAUUCGUUCUCCAGGAAUUCCCAAAGAAUUUGAUGACAACAAGGAGAAAAAAUCUUUUCUUCGUAGUAUGUUAGGCUCAAAAGAUUCACACGAAUCAGAUGACGAUCGAAGAUCUAGAACUAAUUCGAAACAGCCUAGUAUAGAAGCCGACGAACCACCAGCAGUUAGGUAAGUUAUUUUCACAUGCUAUUGGUUUUAUUUUAUUUACGGUUUGGUUUUUAUCUGUCUUUCACCCAUUUUUUUAAUAUAACAUACAUAUAACAAAUAAUCUAACAUGUUUUUUUUCUGCAAAUUAAUUCAAUCCCCGGGUUACAGUCAGCGUCGACGUGUGCUUACACUAAUGAAUUUUGGAAUGUACUCAUUCGAUGAAUCAGUUCUCACAUGGUUACAUGUGAAUGAGGAAGAUCAUAACAAAUGGCAGGAUGUUUUAAGGUUCUUCAUACUAAAAACAUAGAUUUAUUUACAUAUUGUGGCACUUGCACGCUUUGUUGCUUCUCGCUUUCCCCCCUUCCUGCACUUGUCCGCUUGAUUAUUUUAGUAUUUUGAGGAAAUGAAAAAUGUUUAUUUUCAGACGUAGUCUACUGGAAUUGCCACACGAGGAGAGACAAUUAGCAGAAGAACAUUUGAGAGAUAUUUCAACUGAAAGAAUUCAAGACAAACCAAAGAAAGGAGGACUUUUGAGUAGAUUGAGGGAUUCGAGCAACACUAGAAAGAAGUAAGAACUAACCAACUAUAGAAUAGAAAACAAUUAAUAAUUUAAAUAUGUUUAGGAGUUUUAGGGAUAGUGAUCGACGAAAAGAAGACAAGGCUGCUGCACUUCGACAAAUGAAAAGUAACUCGAGAAGUUUUGAUGCUGGAAGUCUUGAUACUUCUAACAUUCCAACCGGUCAGAAAGACGUUUUAGGUGAGUUUGAAAACACUUUGAGUCUAGAACUACAAGUCUUACAAUUAGUAUUUUUAAAAAAAUUCAGAAGAAGAAGAACCUAUUUGGGUUCUGCGACAACAAGAAAACCCACAAGAUUCAGAAACUGUUUCUGAUAUUGGUAAGACCCCGCCUUCUCCUUGGCUACUUUCUUCCUUCCCCUAUCUUAAAAAACUGGCAUGAGCAAGCUUAAAACUAAUUAGAAUUCUUUAAAAUUAUCUGAAAAUGUUUUGAAUUGUGUUGUUUUCAGCAUCGAGUGAGAUGCCGUUGUCUGGUCCGGGAAGAACAUUGACAAUCAAAAGAGGAUCAAUUAAAAAGAAUAAAAAACAGAAGAAAGCUGAAAUUGCAGCAAUGGAAAAAGAAAAAGAGAAACGAGGAUCAACAAUUCCAGCUGAUGCUCAAAUUGAUCUUUUACAAGAAGGAGAUGGUCCAGCAUUGAUUGCAUUGAAAGAAAAAGUUGAUGAAUUCUAUUAUGGAGUUCGAAUUUUCCCUGGACAAGAUCCAUCACAAGUUUGGGUUGGAUGGGUUACAACACAAUAUCAUUAUUAUAAUAGUAAUUUUGACGGAAGUCAAGGUGUUCGAAAAUGUCGAUUCUCUGAAUCUGAUCAUCACGGAACAACGGUUGAUAGUGUUCAAUCUCAAAACUGUUAUAUGGUAAAUGUGUCAGAACUUCUUGCAACUACACCAGAUGUUGCAAAUACAAAAGUAUCUGGAACACUCAUUGGUUGUAUCAUUGACACAUCAAUUGGUGAACUUAGUUUCCAAGUUGGAACAUCUGAUACAGGAAUUAAAUUCAAGGUUUGUAAGAAUUUUGUUGAAAUCUUGAAAAAUUAUUGUUUUUUUUUCAGAUUGAACCUGGAACAAUGUUAUUCCCAGCCGCAUUUGUAACUCCUACUGCAACUGAAAUUCUACAAUUUGAACUCGGCCGUAUCAAAUACACAUUCCCACUUUCGGCGGCAAUGUUCAAAUCAUGUGAAAAAUCAUUGAUGCCAUUCUGCCCACCAAGAUUAACUGUUGAACAAAUUGAACCUGUUUAUUGGGCUCGCGUUCCGAAUGAGACUUUGAGAACAACUGCACUGAAAUUAUCAGAAGUUCGUGGAUGGUCAGUUCUUUGUAAUGAUCCAGUUAGAGUUAUGAUGGUUUAUAUACCCGAAAAGGAUCAAAGUUUUGAUAUUUUGGAAAUGAUUGAAAUGCCAUUUAUGCUUGAGUUCCAUCGACAAACUCUAAAUUUGUACUGUAAAUUGGCAAGUCAUGGAAAUCACAAAGUUGCUCAUACAUUAUGUCAACAUGUUGAUGAAGAUCAAAUUAUGUAUGCAAUCAAAUCACAUUGUAAGAUCUCAUUAGUUUUUUUUUCUUAUUAUACAUAUAAAUAAAACGUAAUUUCAGAUCUGUCUGGACCAAUGCGUCAAGGAUACCACGAUCUUUUGAUCGGUUUACAUUUGGAAAGUCACACCGCUGCUCGUCGAAGUAUGUCAAAAGAAUAUGUGAUUCCAUUGGUUGAACAAUUACAAAUCAAAAAUGUUCUGGACCCAGAUAAUGAAACAAGAUUCCCACAAAUCACUGGUGAAUCGGUUUCAAUGUUAUCUCAAAUGAGUCAUGAAGUUGUCAAAAAACAUGUUAGUCGAGAUGAUGAAAUGAAAUUACAUUCACCGAGUGUCAAUUUUGAAGCAUUGAAGAAACAUGUUAUGGAGGCUUUGAAAUCAGAAACUCAUCACGCAGUUAUGAAUUGUCGUGAUUUGAUUGGUGGUGAUAAUACAAAUCAUUUUGAACCACUUUUGAAACUAUUUGAUCAUCUUCUUGUUAUUGGAUUGAUUAAUGAUGAAGAACUUGAAACUUUGUUGAAACUUAUUCAUCCAGCUGCAUUUGAUGAGAAUUUCGAGAUAGGAACAACUCAAAAAGGAAUCACUCAACUCGAAUUAGAUGAACCCGUAAAACUUCAAGUCGUAAAUAUUCUCGAUCAUCUUUGCGAUAUUCAAUUGAGAUAUCGAAUUGAAUCACUUGUUGCAUUUACUGAAGGUUUUGUUGGAGAACUUCAAUCAGAUCAAUGUAAACGAUAUAUGGAAAUCAAGCAAACAGAUAUGCCACCAGCUGAAGCAGCAAAGAAAACAAAGGAAUUCAGAUGUCCACCAAAAGAACAAAUGUUCCGAUUGUUGAUGUGUAAAGUGAAAGAAGAAAGAGAUCCAACAAUGAGCGAAGAAGAUGCCGAUGUUGAUCAAUGUCCAAUGGCUGAUUCACUUCAACAACAACUUCGAGAUUUUUGUGAAUUACUUGUUGGAAAAAUUGGAAAUCGUCGUGAAGAAGAUUUGGAAGAAUUAUCACUUAUUGACACCGAAGAAGCAUCAUGGGUUGAUUCUUUGGCUCGAAUUGUUGUAAAAGUUCCACCGCCAGUGGAAGAAGAAGAAUUAGAAAAGCAAAGAAAAGGAACUGCUAACUUCCGUGAAAUGAUUGUAUCGAUGUUGAGAGAUUGGGCACAAGCCAAUUUCAUUGAAAGCAAUGAUUUGAUUCGCUCAAUGUUCAAACUAUUACUCCGCCAAUAUUCUGGAGUUCGUGAAAUUCGAGAUGCGAUGAGUCAAACUUAUGUUUUCCAUGAGAGAAACUUUUUGGAUGUUCAAGAUUUCAUUGUUUAUUUAAUUCAAAUUCGAGAACUUCUUACUGUACAAUUUGAACAUACAGAAGAAGCUAUUUUGAAACGUGGAUUAUGGAAACUAAUGAACAAUCGAAUAUUCUUCCAACAUCCAGAUCUUAUGCGACUUUUAUCAGUUCAUGAAAAUGUGAUGACUAUUAUGAUGAAUAUUUUAACAGCUCAACAAGGAACUGUGGAACAUGAAGGAGAUGAAGUCAAAGAAAAGACACCAAUCAAAGAUGCAUCAGAAAUGGUUGUUGCUUGUUCAAGAUUCUUAUGUUAUUUCUGUAGAACAUCGAGACAAAAUCAAAAGGCAAUGUUCGAACAUUUAUCAUUCUUAUUAGAUAAUGCAACGAUGUUAUUAGCAAGACCAUCUUUGAGAGGAUCUGUUCCACUUGAUGUUGCUUAUUCCUCUUUUAUGGAUAAUAAUGAAUUGGCUCUUGCUUUGAAAGAAGAAGAACUCGACAAAGUUGCAGUUUAUCUUUCAAGAUGUGGACUUCAACCAAAUUCAGAACUUAUUGCAAAAGGAUAUCCAGAUAUUGGAUGGGAUCCAGUUGAAGGAGAAAGAUAUAUUGAUUUUUUGCGCUUCUGUGUUUGGAUUAAUGGAGAAAAUGUUGAGGAAAAUGCAAAUCUUGUCAUUCGUCUUUUGAUUCGGCGACCAGAAUGUCUUGGUAUUGCUCUUAAAGGAGAAGGACAAGGUCUUUUUGAAGCAUUUAAAGAUGCAAUCAUUUUAUCAGAAGAUAUCAGACUUCUUGAAAACGAUGCUCAUCCAUCACAAUUGAAAAGUGGCUUGUUGGGUGAAAAUCCAUCAUACCCAUCCAAAGAAAUUGAAGGCGAAGAUUAUAUUGAUUUCGGUGCUGCAACUCUCGAUUUCUAUUCAAGUCUUGUUGAUUUGCUCGCAAAAUGUGCACCAGAUCCAAUGGCAAUUCAAGCCGGAAAAGGAGAUUCCCUUCGUGCCAGAGCAAUUCUUCGAUCUCUCAUUUCACUCGACGAUCUCGGUCAAAUUCUUAGUCUUCGAUUCACAAUUCCAAAUCUUGCCGCCCCAGCAGUUGAAGGUAAGUUAUGAAUGUUUUGUUUUAGAUUUGUACCGUCCUUGAAAUAACAUUUGUCCACGUCCCAUUUUGUCCCUGAUUUUUAGCAAUCCGCCGCUCAAAAGCCGCUGACACAACUAAAACAGCGUUAGCUCACACAUUUGCUAUGGUUGCAUCCCUAGCAUCAGAUAUGUCAACCCGAAGAUCACAAACUUUUCCAUCUGGUAUUAGCUUAACAAUGAGAGGGUUAGAUUCUCAUUUUGUGUUUUUCGAUUUUACUAACAUUUGUUUUAGAUUACCGUGUGUUGAAGAAGUUGAUUCUGAUCCUUCUAGUUCUGAUUAUGCUAGUGUUCAUACUUCAUUUACGAGUGGUCAAGAAGUUAUUGUCAAAAAACAGAAAGAAGAAGAAAAAGAAGAAUGCGAGCCUAUAUCUUAUCCAAUUGUUCAACGAAGACAAUCUAAUCGUUAUAACCCAGUUGAUAGUGAGAUUUGAUUGCAUGCUUUUAUGUUAUCAUAACAAUAAUAUCUAAACUGAUUUAUAUUUUUCAGAUACUGGUCCACUUCCUGGACUCUUGCCAAAUCACAAAGGAUCAGUCUUAUUAUUCCUUGAUCGAGUUUAUGGAAUUGAUUCACAAGACAUGUUAUUCCAUUUCUUGGAACAAUCAUUUUUGCCAGAUUUACGUGCUGCAACAAUGAUGGAUUCACCAAAAGCUUUGGAAUCUGACACAGCUUUGGCUCUCAAUAGAUACCUUUGCAAUUCAGUUCUCCCACUUCUCACAAAUCAUUCGCACUUUUUCUCGGAUGCUGAACAUCAUUCAGCACUGUUGGAUGCAACACUUCACACAGUUUAUCGAAUGAAUCGAUUGAAAUCAUUGACUAAAAAUCAAAGAGAUGCAGUUAGUGACUUUUUGGUUGCAAUUACAAGAGAACUUCCACCAAAUAUGAUGAUCAAAUUAUUGAAAAAAGUUAUUAAUGAUAUUCUAACAAUGAACGAUAUGAAUGUUCUUGUUCCACUUCGUCUUAUUACUUUGCACUAUGAAAGAUGUGGCAAAUAUUAUGGAUCUGGUAAUCAUUAUGGAGUUGCUAGUGAACAAGAAAAACGGUUAUCUAUGCUUCUGUUCGAUGCAAUUUUUGAUACUUUGGGAAGUCGUCCUUAUGAUCCAGAAUUAUUCGGAAAAGCUCUUCCGUGUAUGACAGCUAUUGGAAGUGCAAUUUCACCAGAUUACAGUUUGACAAGUGGUUUGGAAGAUGUUCGAAGUAAAAAAGUUGAAGAUGAAGGAGCAUGGAUUCCAAAAACUGUUGAUGUUUCAAGAUCCGAAAUUAGUCGAGACCUUGAUAAAAUGACAGAAUUGUUCGCUGAACAUUUUCAUGAUUCUUGGGCAAGUCGAAAAUUGGAAAAAGGAUGGGUUCACGGUGAUUUGUAUUCUCGAGCCAAUUUUACUCAUCCAAGAUUGAAACCUUUCUCAUUGCUUAAAGAUUUUGUAAGUUUAUCUAACUUAGAUUCAAAAAAAAAUAUUUUAAUUUUUUUUAGGAAAAAUCAUUCUACAAAGAGAGAUGUUCGGAAUGCCUAAAGGCUUUGAUGGCAUGGAACUAUUCAUUCGAAAUGUUAGAUCGUGAUGCAAAUGAGAGAGCCUCGUCAACAAGAACAUUAUCAGGAACUUCAAUCACAAAUUUUGCGCCAAAACCAGUUGAUCUUUCAACAAUGACACUUGAAAAAGACAUGGUGAAUGCAGCUGAAAAAAUGGCUGAACACUCACAUUUAAUUUGGGCAAAAAAAGUAAUGAAUGAUAUCAACACAAAAGGUGGUUUUAUGCCAAUUCCAUUGGUUCCUUGGGAUUUGCUCACAGAUUUUGAACGAAGAAAAGAUCGAUUCAGAGCAUCAGAAAUUCUCAAAUUCUUGCAAUAUCAUGGUUAUCAUGUGAAUUGUCCAAAAGAUCAACAAUCACAAUCAGAACGUGCUAAAGUUGAAGGAGAACGUUCGAGCGUCGAAAAACGUUUUGCCUAUAAUCUUCUCGAAAAAUUGAUCAGCGUAAGUAUUCUUCAAACUUUGAAAUAACUUCGUUAAUUUUUACAUUAAUUUUCACAGUAUCUCGAACAAGCCAGUUUGAAAAUGAAAUCAGUGAAACCAAGUCAAGAAUUAACUCGUCGUAACUCAUUCAAAAAAGAAGGACAAGAUGUGAAAUUCUUCGAAAAAGUGGUCCUUCCAUUGAUGCAUGCAUAUUUCAAUGCUCAUAAAAACUAUUUCUUAGAAGGCUCUUCAAUUGUUCAAACUGGAACCGCGAGUAAUAAAGAAAAAGAAAUGGUGGCAAAGUAAGUUUAGAAACGAAAAAAAUGAGAAAUGAAAUAAAACCUGGAUUUCAGCCUGUUCUGUCGAUUGGCUGCUCUUCUUCGUAUCAAAAAUCGUGCAUUUGGAAGUGUCGCAAAAAUUACUGUGAAAUGUUUGCAAGGAUUAACACAAGCAUUAGAUCUUCGCACUUUGGUCAAAGUAAAUUCGGAUAUUGUUCGAACUUCACUUUUGACAUUUUUCAAUAACUGUGCUGAUGAUUUAUAUGCGGCUGUUAAUGAAUUAAAGGUAAGGUAUUUAAGAAAAAUAAAGUUUUUAACUAAAAAUCUCAGCGUUUUGUCUAUUAUGACGAUGAUUAUGACGAAUAUGUAGGUUAUAAAUGUUGUAAAGUGAUUAGUCUGCCAAAAAAAAAUUUCAUAGAAAUUUGUAUGACAUCUUGAUAUCAUUUAAUUUCAGGAUGGUGGCCAAUACGCUCUUAUUCGUGGACAAUCUUUGAAAUCUUGGAACUCUUUCGAAUUCGCAAAUCAGAUGAUUGUUCCAGUAUUAACAACAAUGUUCAGUCAUUUGGCGAGAAAUCAUUUUGGAACAGAUCUUUUAUGUAAGUUUUUAUUGUUAGUUUUACGGAAAAACCAUUCAAUUUUUUAGUGGAUGACAUCCAAGCAGCUUGUUAUAAGAUUCUUGAUUCUUUAUAUAUGGUCACAAGCCUUGGAGCAACAAUUACUCACAGAAAAAGUAUCAGUGGAGAAUCAGAAAAACAUAGACCAGGACUUGGACAAUGUCUCUCGGCCUUUUCAUCGUGUUUCCCAGUUGCAUUCCUUGAACCAGAAUUCAACAAAAGCAAUAAGUUCUCGGUUCUUGCAAAAUCACAAGAUCAAUCAGUGCAAGUUCAAGAAAUGUUACAAAAUCUUUCAACUCAUAUUCCACAUUUGGAUAAACUUUUAGUUGAUAUUGAAACUGUUGCCAACAACAAUACAAUGUAUUCUGAAGUUCCGAAUGUUUACGAUGUUGAUUUACCAUUGAUUUGUUCUUAUAUGGCUUAUUGGUUCAAUGUUGGUCCCGAUGGAAAGAAAGAUAAUGUAGAUCAACGAGCAAGUGCACUUCAAACAACAAGUGUCGGAUGCGAUCAUAUAAAUCGGAUAUUCUGUGCAUUAUUGAAAAUGAUCAGAAAUCAUGUUGGAAUCGAAAAUGCGCCAUGGCUUUGCAGAGUUAAUUGUAAGUGUUUUUUUUAUUUGAAUCUAAACAUAAUCCUCACAAAUUUUGCAGUCUUUGCUGUCCAAAUCAUUCAAAAUGUCACAUGUGAUCCAGUUCGAGAAUUCAUUCUUCCAAUCGCUGAAAGACUUCGUCGAAUGAGUGAGAAAGCAUACAAAGAAGAAGAACAUAUGAGAACACAUCCAGAUGAUGCUGAUGAGGGUACUGUAGCUGAAGACAAUGCUCGACUAGUUCGAGAUACUUAUGCAUUCUUCCCGGUUCUCAUGAAAUACACCGAUCUUCAUCGUGCUCAAUGGCUCAAAGCACCAACUUGGGAAACUGAUGGUGUUUAUGAAAAUGUUGCAGUGAUAUUCCGAAUUUGGAGUCAGAGUCAACAUUUCAAGCGUGAAGAGUUGAAUUAUGUGGCACAAUUUGAGGAAGAAUCUGGAGGCGGUGGUGGAGAAAUGAAGACUGGAAAGGCUGCAAUUGCAGAGAGGAAAAAGAAACGAAGAGAAGGACAGGUAAACACAAUAUUUUGAUAUUAUAGUAACGAGAGAUAAGGUUUAGACUUUUCAGAAGUUUAAAGAUAGGAAAAAAGAUUUCCUUGAUAAAAAUGGGAAACCUGUAAGUUCUAAAUGUCGUGUUGAAAUAAGUUAAAAUUACGAUUAUUUUGAAGAAAUAAUGUGAAAAUCUGAAUUUUCAGAUCAAAAAAGACAAACACGCUUCAAGUAUUGUUAUUGCUUGCCUCAAACGUCUUCUGCCAGUUGGUCUCAAUGUUUUCGGUGGACGUGAACUUGACAUUGUUCAACAAUCCAAGGAAAAAUUCAUUCAAAAAGAGUUGGAAGAAAAAAUUCGAGAAUUCAUCAAAGGUCUUCUUGAUAUUCCAGUGAAAACAGAUCCAACUGACAAAAACGCGUGGCAACUUUCAUUGUAUCGAAAGAUUGGUAAAAGUCAAAUGCGCGGUAAGAAUGAAAUGACUCAAGAUGGAAUUAUUGAAAAGAUUUUCAAUAUGGGACAAGUUACUGCUAUUCUUCAUACCGUGAGUUUUUUUUUCUAGAUUUAAAAUUAGUGAUCCAAAGCCGUCUUCGUUUUUGUUCUGUGAUUUGUUAUGUGUUAGUCUAUGUCCGUCCAUUUUCAGACAACAAGAGCAAAAGAUCGACGAAGAUUAAAUCGUCGAAAUUGGAAGGUAAGUUGAUUAAUUUCGUUUUGUAUAGUUAAAUAGUCUCAACGUGUCAACAUUAUUUUAGUACAACAAAAAAUUAAUGCAAGACGUAAGUGUUAAAUGUUCCUAACAACUUCUCAGUAUUUCACUUUCAUAAAUCAUAAAUGUGGUAAAUUAAAUCUAAAUGUUGUUUAGACAGAACAUCCGAUGCAAUUAUCGCAAGCUUGGAAAAAAGUUGUUUCAACUCAAAGAAAAAGAGCAGUCGUCGCUUGCUUCAGAAUGGUUCCACUUUACGGUAUACCUAGGUAAGAAUUAGAGAUGAUGAUUACCGUAGUAAACUUUUAUGUUAUGUGUGAUGUGUUGUGUAAUUUCGGACGGCAAAGGAAAACUAAUCACCCACUUUUCAUUUUCCCUAAUCUUACCUGGAGCGGUUUAGAUGACUUCUCGAACCGAAAAAGAGGACAUUUGGAAGAAGGUUUUGACACUUCAACGUAAACGAAUGGCGAUUUCAUUGAUCACCGCUUCUCAUCUCUACAAAACUGAGUUGUAAGCUUCUUCUCAACAAACAGUUCUAACAUGUCAAAACUUCUUUUAAUUUUUAAUUUCGGCAGAAAUUCAGUUACUCUCAUAAACUUCUUAACAGAAACUAGGUUAUAGAAAAUUAGAUAAAUUUGACUAAUUUGAAUAUUUCAGACAUCGAGGAAUCAAUUUCUUCCUACCAGCUUUCUCGAGACUCUGGCUCGAAGAAGAAGAUGUUGGACAAGAUCAACUCAUCGCUGAUAUUUGUGUAAGUAUUCAUUUUUAAAGGGUUAAUUAGGAAUUAUUGAUUUUCAGUCCGGAAUGGAAGAAGAUGAAAGUCCACAAAUCGAGAUUAUAGUUGAAGAAGGUGUUGCAAUGGUAGCCACAUCAUCAGAUGAAGGAAAAGAAAAAGAGUAGGUUAUCGUGAAAAAAUCCUCAUAAAAUUUUUAAUUUUCUAGAACAAAUCCGGAUCCAUUAAAACAACUGAUCAGAUGCUUUCAAAGAGCAGCAACAUCAGAAGAAACUGCUGUUAUUGCUAUUCAUGAAGAUUCGCUCUAUAUUAGAUUUGCUGAUGUUAUGGCGAAAUCUAUUCAUAUUGAAGAGGAAGACGAUGGAGAUGGUGAUGAAGGAGAAAUCGAUCAAGCAGCUAAAGAAGAAGAAUCGCAAGCAUUGCGAAGUGAACAAGCAGUGCUUGCGAGUCGUGGAGCUGCUAUUAUGGGUUUGAUGUAUCUCUCUGCUUCUGGUGGUGAACCAAAUGAAAUGGUUGCACAAACCCUCCAACUUGGUAUUCAUCUUCUGAGUGGUGGAAAUGUAGAAAUUCAGAAGAUGCUCAUCGAAUACCUUCAACUCAAAAAAGAUGUCCGAUUCUUCACAUCAAUGGCUGGACUCAUGAAUAAAUGUUCCGUUUUGAAUCUCGAAAUGUUCGAAAGACAGAUCAAGGUAACUUGAGCCGUUUUGUUAUUCACUUACCCUAAUAACCUUCAUUUGUUUAAAAUUUAAAUCUAAAUCUCAAGUUGAAACCUAACAACCGUGUUUUCCGCCCUUCAAACUAACCUUUUCAGCAUAUUGAGGCAGUAGGUACUCAUGCAAUUUCCUCGAAAUGUCGUAGACCUCGUCGUCGAAUUUCCCAGGUUUCUAACAUCAUCGUACAGUAUUUCUCUAUUUUUGCCUGCAAAAACUAACGCUUGUUUUUUCUAUCAGUUUUUCGUUUUCAAAAAACUAAGAAUGCUGUGGAUAUUUUUCUAAACUUUUACAAUAAAAUAUAAAAACUUGUGAAAUUGCAGGCUGAAGGUCUUGGAAUGGGUGCUGAACUUGCAUCUGGCGACAAUCAGAACUUGAAUGAUGCUGAUUUUACAUGUUCACUUUUCCGAUUCCUCCAACUUACUUGUGAAGGUCACAAUCUCGAAUUCCAAAAUUAUCUCCGAACUCAACCAGGACAUACAACAAGUGUCAAUUUGAUCAAUUGUACAGUCGAUUAUCUUCUUCGACUUCAAGAAUCAGUUAUGGAUUUCUAUUGGCAUUAUUCGAGUAAAGAAGUAAUUGAUGAAGGUGGAAAAGAAUAUUUCCUUCGAGCCAUCCAAGUUUGCAGUCAAGUAUUCAACACUCUCACUGAAAGUAUUCAAGGUCCGUGUGUUGGAAAUCAAAUGACUUUGGCUAACUCACGUCUUUGGGAUGCUAUUAAUGGUUUCUUCUUUUUGUUUGCUCAUAUGAUGGAGAAACUUUAUAAGAACUCGACACAACUCGAACUUCUUCGUGAAUUCUUGAAUCUACAAAAAGAUAUGAUUGUUUUGAUGUUAUCAAUGCUUGAAGGAAAUGUUUUGAAUGGAUCAAUUGGUAAACAAAUGGUGGAUGCUUUAGUAGAAUCACAACCAUCUGUUGAAAAAGAUUCUCAAAUUCUCAGACAUGUUCUUAAAAUUGAAAGAUCUCACAACAUCUCAAGCAUUCCAAGAUUUCGAUACAAAUCAAGAUGGAUGGAUUAGUCCAAAAGAAUUCCAACGUGCUAUGGAAAGUCAAAAGAUGUACACUGUGUAAGUUGUAUUACUCGGGAAAAAAGCAAUGGAUCAAUUCAUCUGAAGAAAAAAUGAAUUUCGCGACAUUUUUUGUCGCGAAAUUGCAAUUCGCGAAACGACACGAAAUUAAUAAAAUAAAAGAGGAAAUUCUUUUUUCGUGUGUUGGGUCUCGCAGCGAUUACGUGUCCCUUUAAUGUUUCUCCUUUAUUUUUGUGUUUAUUUCGUGUCGUUUCACGAAUUGCAAUUUCGCGACAAAAAAUGUCGCGAAAUUCAUUUUUUCGUCAAAUGAAUUGAUCCAUAACAAGUUUUGCUACACAAAUCGACUUUUAGCCUGCUUGCUACAAUUUUUAUAAUGGAAAAAAUGUAGCAAGCUUGCUAAAAGUCAGUUUUUCUUGCGACCACUUGCUAUUUAUUUCCCGAGAACGCAGAACCUCCCAAACUACGGUAGAACCCAAGAAACUCACCAAUUAUUCCUGCCAUUUUUUGUUGUUCCAUAGAGGAAGAAUGAACUGGUUCUGAUCUGUAAGAUGAGUAAGAUAAAUUGUAAGAUAAAUAGGGCAUUGAAAAUUAGGUCACGUUUAGCGUGGUUUUUAUUCUUACAAUCUCACAAGAAAACAAGAAGGGAGAGAGGGGUUUAAAUAAUAAUGUGCGAGAUCGAAAUGAAUUUGCCAAGUGAUGAGGGGGGCUGUAAUGCGUUGGAUGGGCGCCUAUUUUCAAUUUAUACCCUAUGUACUAUUUUUCAGCGAAGAUAUCACAUAUUUGAUGAUGUGUACUGAUGUUAACAAUGACGGAAAAGUUGAUUACAUGGAGUUCACAGAAAGAUUCCACAAUCCAGCUAGAGACAUCGGAUUCAAUCUUGCUGUUCUUCUUGUCAACUUAAAAGAACACAUCACAAAUGAUCCAAGACUUGAGAAAAUCAUUGAGAAGGCUCAAACUCUUCUUGAAUAUUUCGAUCCAUUUUUGGGAAGAAUUGAAAUUAUGGGAUCAUCGAAACGUGUUGAAAAAAUCUAUUUCGAAAUUCAAGAAAGUUGGUUGGAACAAUGGGGAAAACAACAAAUCAGAGAUUCAAAGAACUCUUUCUUGUUUAAUGUUUUGCAAGAUGAUGGUGGUGAUCAAGGUAAACUUGAAGCAUUCAUCAAUUUCUGCGAAGAUACUAUUUUUGAAAUGCAACAUGCAGCUGCAAUCUCAUCUGGUGAUAGUGAUACAAAAAUGGAAAGAGCUAUCAAACAACGCGAUUAUUUCCUCCAACAAACAUCAACUGAACAACUUUCUGAAACAUUCAAAAGUGGAUACAAUUAUGGAUUGUCAGCUGCAUCAGCUCUUAGUCCACAAAACAUUUCAACAACUUUCAAAAACGUUGCGGGAGCUGUGAAACAAAUGACAUGGACUCAAUUGAUCUAUUCAAUUUUCCUACUUUUCAUCCGAAUUGGAAUGACACUUGGUUGGGGAGUAUAUUUAUUACUUAUGACAAUAUUCCGAUUCACCUAUUUCCUUACAACAUCAUCUGAAGAUGAAGAAGCUGCGGCAAAAGCAGAAGCUGCUGCAAAAGAAGCAGAAAAACAUCAUCAUUAUUCACCACCUCCAAUGCCAGAAUUCCAUCAUUCUCAUGUUGGUGUAGAUGUGUUUGGUGUUGGAAUGAACUCGGAGAAUAUUCAUACUAUACCAGAUUUCGAACCACCGCCAAGACCGGAUACUCCGGAAACUGUGUUACUAGAUGAUAAAAAUGCUCCCGAACCAUCAGCCGCUUCACCUCCAUCACCACCUACAGCUGCUAGCAAAGCUCCAAGUAUUUAUGAAUCUAUCGGUGCUCCCCAAAUGGUUCAACUUCAAUCAGAAGCCGAAUUCCAACAUGGGCAAUAUGAACCAAAGAUUGCUGAAUCUAACUCAUCAAAAUCUCGUGGAUCUAUUUUGAACAUGCUUGCUAGGAACUUCAAAACUAUUGAGAAAACAACUUUGUAUCUCGCUUUCUUCAUCAAUGUUAUUCUACUUUUCCAUCGUGUUGAUAUAACUCAUGUUGAAACAAGUAAGUUCCCUGUUAACUUACUUACUUUUCGGAGCGAGCAUUUCUAUAAGUAUUAGAAAAUAAAAAUGAGUUUUUUCCUCGUGAAAUUUCAGGUCACGUUUUCAUUGUUUCAUUUUUUAUUUCAACACAACCUUUUUUCAGCCGAAGUUGCAACUGAAGGAGAAGAUGAGGAAGAUAUCGAAUCAAUUUUUAUCACUGGACUUGAAUUUCCAUUUUUGGAAUACGAAAUCACUGGUUGGAUGUUAUCACAAGUUUUAUAUUGGAUAAGUGUUCUUCAUCUCUCAACAUCAUUCGCCCUUCUUGUCUCAUUCUAUCAACUUAAAAUCCCACUCAUCACUUUCAAACGUGAAAAAGAAGUUGCCAGAAAACUUAUGUUCGAUGGUUGUUGGAUAACAGAAGAAGAUUCAGAAGAGUUGGGAAUUGUUGACACAUUUAUGUGGUAUUUGGAUAGAAUUGUUAUUUCUGCCAAAUCAUUCCCAAUGAUGUAUUGGGACAAAUUCGUAAGAAGAAAGACUCGUCAAAAGUUCAAGGAUCAAGUCGAUGAAGAAACAUUAACUUCGAUUCUAGGAGAAGAAAAAAUGUCAACAGAUUCAAGCUACGAUUAUCGAUAUUCAUGUUGGUUAUGGCUCGGAGUAAUCCUGACCAAUGGCCAAUUCUUGUAUCGUGUCGGUUAUCUUCUCUGUUCUGCGUGUGGUGUUUUUAUCUCACCAUUCUUCUACGCUUUCCAUCUUAUCGAUGUUGUGCUCUCAUUCCCUAUGUUAAAGGCUAUUUUGCAAUCCGUUACACACAAUUUACAACAAUUGAUUCUCACCAUCAUGAUGACUUUGGUAGUUGUAUAUCUUUACACUGUCAUCGCUUUCAACUUCUUCCGGAAAUUCUAUGUUCAAGAGGCUGAAGAUGGAGAAGAACCAGAUCGAAAAUGUCACAACAUGCUUACUGUAAGUUGAAAAAAAGGAAUUUUGAAAAUGAAAAUAAAAAUGUGUCACAUUCAUGCUGAAAUUUGAAAAAAAACUCACAAUUGUCAAUAAUUUUUGCAGUGUUUCAUCUAUCAUUUCUACGCCGGAGUGCGUGCUGGUGGAGGUAUUGGAGAUGAACUUGAAAGCCCAUAUGGUGACGAUUUGGAAUAUCCCAGAAUGUUCUACGAUAUCUCAUUCUUCUUCUUCGUCAUUGUCAUUCUUCUUGCUAUCAUGCAAGGUUUGAUCAUCGACGCUUUCGGAGAACUUCGUGACCAACAAGAAUCGGCCACCGAAAAACUCGAAUCAUCGUGCUUUAUCUGCGACAUCGGUAAAGAAACAUUUGAUCGGAUGCCUAGAGGUUUCGAGAUACACACAACCAAAGAGCACAAUUUCGCCAACUAUUUGUGAGUUUUACCUUCAAAAAUUCCGAAAAAUCAACUAACUUAUUAUAACUAAUAUACAAAAACUAACUUAUUAUAAUUCAGGUUCUUCCUACAACAUCUGGUCAACAAAGACGAAACAGAAUAUACUGGUCAAGAAACGUAUGUUCGAGAGAAAUAUGACAAUCGAGAUUGGGACUUCUUCCCAGUCGGAGAAUGUUUCGUCAAACAAUACGAAGAUCAGCUGCUACAAUCAUAA
Caenorhabditis angaria is the source of this 22952-nucleotide messenger RNA. The record is from the annotation of a GenBank genome assembly. Lineage: Eukaryota; Metazoa; Nematoda; Chromadorea; Rhabditida; Rhabditidae.